AUGAAUCUGACUCUCUCCUCUCUCUCCUCCCUCCCAGAUGUCCCUCCGGCGGAGCAGGAGAAGCUGUUUGUCCAGAAGCUGCGUCAGUGCUGCGUCCUGUUUGACUUUUUGUCCGACCCUCUGAGCGACCUGAAAUGGAAGGAGGUGAAGCGGGCGGCGCUCAGCGAGAUGGUGGAGUACAUCACCCACAACAGGAACGUCAUCACAGAGCCCAUCUACCCAGAGGUGGUGCACGUGGUCAGUAGACACAGUGAAGAAUGCCUUGGUCGUAUUCAUUAGUGCACACUGUACCAAAAUGUUUUUAAACAGAAAAGGGAAAGAAAAGUGUUUGUAGUAGUCCCUAGUAGACGUUGAUGUAUUGUCCUUAGGGGUGUGAAUGUUUUAAAAGUUUAAACGUUUAAACUAAGUUUGGAUCCUUAACGUUUCAAAAAAAUCCCUAACUUAAUUACAAUCACAGUUAAGUUAUAACAACACAUAUUAUUUUCAGUUUUAUAGACUGCUAUAAAGCCUGGGGAAGUUGUGUAAUUCAAAUAAAGCCAGAGUGGAAGAGGCUAACCUUAGCCUACUUGGUGAAUUUGCAAGGCAUACAAGACAAGACAUAUGACCACGCUUCUGCCUUCUCCUGCCUCUGUCUCGCGCGCUGGCCUGCCUGCUGUCUCUUUGCUAGUUUAUGUUCAGACUUCGGUCUGUUGCGAGUAGAAUAUCCUAGCCUAUUCUGGCAUCGACGGCUUUGGGCCAGUCUUGCGAGCACGGGGUAGCCUACUCUAGGGUUGGGCGGUAUCCAGAUUUUCAUACCUUGUUAUACGAUUUCUUUACCAUACCGGGGAAUAUGGUAUUACCGGGGUGCAAACAAGGGGCGCUAUUUCUUUCCAGACCAACAAAAAACAAAUUUAUAUUUUUUGUUGUUGCACAAAACAAAUGUAAGCAGCAGGGAUUUUGAUCCAGGAGGGGAUUGAUUGUCUCCGCUGUAAACAAGAAGCUUGAUCUUGCAAGCUAGCCACUUAGCUAGCAAGUUAUCAAACAAAAUGCAUAGUUGGAGCCCCGAGCUGGAGAUAUUUUAGUUGGCAUAUCUUAGAUUGUUAGCUUAUAGUUUCAAGCAGUGCUGUAGCACGCAAACCCUCCCCAAAUGGGUAUUUUAUGAUUAUAAUAUUUUUAUAAAUGUUACGGUAUUGAAAAUCAUACUGUCAGUAUUUCAAAAUGCCCCGGUAAACGUUAUAACCGGUAUACCGCCCAACCCUAGCCUACUCUUUUGUUUUAGCCUCAUAUGAAAAUACAGUAGGCUAUCGGUAGCCAGUAUCGAUUACGCUUUUCAGACAAUGGAAAGUGGCCCGUUGAAAGAGCUGCGGCGUGUUUGUCUGUUAGGGUAGACUACACUACUGUUUUUUAAAUGCCGACACGGAACCUUCUCUGUUGAGAUGAACUAACAUUUUACUUGUCUUUUAAAGGAAUAGCGCUUCUGUAGCAGGACUAAAGUCCAUCACUAGGCAACCAGAACUGUCAAUCAAAUAAUUUCGAGCUGCUGCUUGCAGAUCACUCUCUCCUAAAAAAGUACUUUAAAGUUAAAUACCGUGACUUACCAAGCCAUUUAGUAGAAAUAAAACAUCUAACUACCAUACCAUUAAACUGCAUAAAAACAACAACACAGCAGCGUUUAUUGUUGUCAGGGAAAAAAUACAGAACUUUUUACGCCGGAGCAGAAUUCUACUGUCUGAAAAGGUACAGACAUGUUGCUGAACUUUUUUUUUUGGCUGAAAAGUUAUCAAUUGUCGCUAUUGACAUGUAACUGUAGCUGCGUUCUAUGUCUGUAAAGUGUUGUGGUAGAUAUAACUUCAUUGCCUGGCUCUAGCGGUCAUACGUAAUAGAAGCAUUAUUCUGCAUUGUAAAUUGAUGUGGAGUUUUCUGAUAGUUUCUUAUCGUUUUAACAGAAAACCGAUAAACAAAUGGCUGUUUUAAACACUAAGCAACAUUUUCCAUUCGUCACAUCCCUAAUUGUCCUCAUAAACUUGCUAUCAAUGGUCACCAAAGAUGAUCCUCGGUGAUGUUUGUGUUGCAAACACGUUUAGUAUCAGUGUUCGUAGGCCCCACACAAACAACCAUUUUGUGCAGGGUUCUCUGGCUUGAGUGACUUCAUAACCCUGCUAUCCUCAAGUGGUCACGAAAGCUAUAAGCCAUUUCAAUCAAUUAAGCUGUCACAGAGAAGCUUUCAAAUGGCAUAUUCCACAUACCACAAAGUUUCCACAUUUCUCAGUCUCACGUUUUUUGUCGGUUGCCUUUUGCAGAAAUACUUCAGGUUAUUUCAGUUCUAUUUAGGCUAGAUGUUGUCUUUUAGUUCCUGAGGCAUAGGCACGUCCCAUUCCCUACCAUGUGAACUCUGUGAACCCAGGGCAUGGCAGAGUGGAACUGCUUUACACACACUGAACUUGAAUCUGUUACCCAGAGUCAGGGGCGGGGCCUACUUUGUUAUUCUAUAGUAUGGCUAGCAGUAGGCCUAUUGUCUACCUAGCUAGCUGUUAUCAGCCAAGGGCUAGCACUGUGGGCUCAAUAUCUGUGUUACAUAUUACUCAAAUCAAAUUGGUGUGAAAGUCUGAACUCAUCCUUUGUGGGUUCGUCGUCAUGGGCUCACCUACCUCUAUAACAGAUAUACGUGUUGCCCCUUCAGUUCAGCCCUGGUUUAGCAGACCAGGCAGACUACUAGCUGUAGUGGAGUGAAUUAAAUACUGGGUCUGUGUAUUAGCCUAAAUGUAAAUGGGUCCAUUGAGGAUAUGGCUGGGGAUAUGAUGUGUCGUGGUGCUGCCUGCCUGCCUGGCAGCCAGCCAGGUCUGAAUUUAAAUGGCCUUUGAUGUUUAUCAAAGCAGGCUUCAAUGUCACGCAGGAAACCAAGGAUGAUCAAGGUGCAAAUGUCCCCCCAUUCUCCUGAUCCUGCCUCUAUUUGAUCAGUGUAGCAGAAAAUGCAAGGCCGCUGCCAAAUCAGCAUAAGAAUAUACUCUAGGUUUACUUUAGUUCUCCCCUUCCUGAAUCCUUCACUUUGAUGUGUUCACUGCUUUUAACAUCAAAGUAUGGAGAGGUGGACUCUAAAGGGUGUGUUCUUUAUGGUUAAAUAGACCACGAACGACGGCUCUUUGAGAGAGCUCAAUAUUGAUAAGUGCACUAUUGUUAGACUGUAUCAGCGUCAGAUUGAUAAAGCGCUCCCCUGUUUGUGACUUGGUGGUCCAUUAGACAGCCACACUGCCCCCCCCCCCCCCCCCAAAAAAAGGACAUUGAGAAGUCAGUCACAAGUGAGUGCAUGUUAACCUCAACCUGCUGGGGGGGGGGGGGGGGGGGGGGGGGGGGGAGGUCAUUCUAGUGUUUUCUGAAAGGUGAGAGGUCAUUGAUUGGAUUUAUAUAGUGCUUUUCUACCAACUGAGGUACUCAAAGCGCUUAUCAUAGUAAGGGGGAAACCUACCUCAUCCACGGCGACCAUUUUUGUGCCAGAACGCUCACCACACAUCAGCUAGAGAGGGGAUGAUUAAUAUAUGCCAAUUAGCAAUGAGGGGGAUGAUAAGGUGGCCAUGACGAAAUGGGGCCAGGUUGGGAAUUUUGCCUUAACACCAGGGUUAACACACCUACUCUUACGAUAAGUGGCAUGGGAUUUUUAAUGACCACAGACAGUCAGGACAUCCGUUUUAAUGUCCCAUCCGAUAGACGGCAUCCUAUGCUGGGCAAUGUCCCAUUCACUGCCCUGAGGCAUUGGGAUCUCCUUAGGCCAGAGGGAAGAGUGCCCCCUACUGGCCCGCCAACACCACUUCCAGCAGCAUCUGGUCUCCCAUCCAGGGACCAACCAGGACUGAGCCUGCAUAGCUUCAGAUGCUAGCCAGCAGUGGGAUGCAAGGUGGUAUGUUGGCUUGGAGAGGUGAACAAAAAGAGUAGCCUAAGCGUCGGCUGGUAAAAAAAUAAAGAUGUCUGCUGCUCAUUGGUUGAGGGAGGGGGGGGUGGGGGCUGUAAAUGCCAUCUUAAAGGUCCUGACAUCAUUCUCCUCCUGUGCUCUCUAGUCUGCUACUGGUUUGUGCUUGGCUGCGUUGAUUGAAAAGGUUUUUAAAUGUGAAAAUGAUGAAUACGUAAAUGAUCAAGAAGAUACAGGCUGAUGGGUGAAGAGGUCAGAUGAAAAUCUGUACUGUUCUCUUAUAUUUAGUUUUAUUCACAAUACACAUGCAACAAAGGGUGUUUCUCAAUAUGCAUACUGCCGUGCUCUGCACUCCCAUCCUCAGUGCGUUCUUCGAGGACAUUUUCUUGAGUACGUUCUUAUUAGGACGAGAGUGUGGAGAAAGCAUACAUUUUACAUUUUGAGAAGCAUUACACACUCUCGUGCUAAUGCAUUACCAUUGACCUUUUUAGAGUAAAUUGCGUCAUCAACAUGUCGGUUGAUAAUCUAUGCUGGACUUUCCUGGAUCACGACUAUCCUCUGUAAAUGUUAUGUGUCAAACAUUUGUAGAUUUAAACAUCUGAUUUUGUUUCAUAUUGCAUUAUUGUCAGUAAAGCAAAUUGAGACUGUUAAUCAGUUUGUAUUAUUUAGCUACAUAGACUAGUGUUGCACGGUAUACCGGUACCAGGGUAAUAUCAUGGUACCAAAACCUCAUGGUACUUAGAAUACCGUAGUACCGUUUCAUAUGAUGCUACCACAUUUUUAGUCCCUACCGGUCUAAAGAACCCGCUGGUGCCUGUUUUAUAUCAUGUUAAUAGUCUGUUUUGUUUAGAAAUUCAGUUGAAUUUAAGCAACAGCAACUAGUCUCUUGUAUGCGCCGAUCCAAUAAUGUCUGCUUCACUUUCAUGCGCCUGUCACGUGGCAGCUGUAAUCAGCCGGCAGCUGCAUCCCCUUCCAGCCAUCACUCACCUGCAUCUCUGUCCGGUCUUCCUGCGCAUUUAUUCCGCCAUCAAUUUUUUUAUAUAGCCAUGAUGGUGAACGGGGAUGCAGUCCCUGAUGAGUCUUCUGUUACAUUUGAUACAUUGGAGCAGCGUGCAGAGCAAGCAAAGUUGAUACAUUGUAUAAUUUCAUCCUUGGUAUAACCAAGAGCACAGGCCAGUCUGAGUAGACUUUGCAAGUUCGCUGUCUCACAGCCUCAGACUGCCAGAGAGGACAAAUACGGCACAGCUUCCCGAAAGGCAUGCUUGCAGCUUACAGCAAAGAAAAUGGCUUGUCUCUAGCACAAAUGGUAAAAAAUAUAUGACCCAUAUUAACUUGGCUACCUUUUUAAAAUAUAAUUUCACAAACCAUGUUGAAGUCCUUUUGAAACGAAUCCCGGGUCUCUAAUUAUUGGUUUGAUAACAAACAACGUUGUUCAGUCAUGUUACCUAGCUAACAACCUGCUACCUUGACAGUAGGUCUAGGCAAAUUUGAUUGGCACAGGAAGAAAUGAAAAGGUUCUGCUUCGCUACUCAUGAGAUGUUUUCAAAAGUAGGAUUUAUAUAUUUUUGCCUAAUGGAAGCCUAAACUAUCUCUUUCUGGUGCUCCUUAAAUUAUGUUUGGUGCCUAACGUUUUUAAAGUUGGCAGCACUGUGUGUGUGUGUGUGUGUGUUUUGAGAGCGAGUGAGACUGAGGGAGGGAGAGCGUGUGGGUCUGUUUACUGAAGAGUAAAGGUUUCAUGCAGUGUUCUCCCUGUACUGCCACAAUGACAUGCAGAUCAUUAUGCAUGUAUAUUCCUCCAGACAAAUCACAGGUAGUCCUUUGCAAAUAUGAGUUAUCAGCCAUUCUAUGCAGUAUUCUAUUAUACAGUGUGAAGUUAAAUUAUAUGUUGUAUUGUGUAGAAGUGUGAAUAUCAGUGAUAUUUUUUUUGUGUACACAUGCUCAUGUCUUUUAAAAACAGGCUUCGGGGGGAUGUGGCAAACAGUACGCUAGACCACUCAGUAUCACGGUACUACUCUGUAUGGUGAUGCAUGGCCUGGUAUCGUUAAUAAAAUGUUGGUAUCGUGACAUCACUAACAUAGACAAUUGUUUAACGAAAGUAACUAGCUAGCUAACUUUAGCAAGAGACAACUCGUGUUUACUUUAUGCAUUAGCUUGCAACAUACUUUAACGUUAACAUAGAACAUUAGCAUAGUCAAUGACCCUACUUGUCUACUAGCAAAAGGUAACUUGCUAGUGCUGGAACUAUAGGUUAACCCUCGUCCAUGGUUAGCAAGCUGCCCAAGUUAGCUGGCUAGCUAAGCUAUCAAUAGUCAUGAUCCAUUGCUGCAUGGGCUACUACACAGCCUGCAAGUACUCUGUGAACCCUGGGAAAACAUGCCAAUAUAACCUGGUACUAGCUACGCUACAAAUACUUACACGAGUCAGUAGACGAGAGAUGUGCGUGCCUCAGUCGCCUCAGCACAACUAUGCCCUGUAAUGCGUUACUGCCUGUAACACUCAAUCUGCUGCGAGCCAGCCAGUCUAAUGGCAAUACAGACGACACAAGACAACUACAUAAACAAAUGUUUAACUUCAGAAUGACCAGUUAGCUAUAUGUGAAUCGUGAUAAUUUAGCUAGCCAGCUAGUUCUAAAGGCAAAAAUGACCGAAAACGAAUGUUAUGCAAGGUAGAUGACUAGCUGUCAAUUCUCCGUGGCUAGCUACCAGCUCUUCGUGGCCAGUUAGACCUAUUGACUUACUAUGGGAUUGCAUUCUAUGCAAACUACAGUGGGUAUUGUAGGCAGGUAAACAUGCCAAAAUUAACACGGUAUGUUAAAAUAUUGAUUUCAAUUUUUUUUUGUCGUUUUUACGUGGUUGCGUCAUACACUGCUCAAAAAAAUUAAGGGAACACUUAAACAACACAAUGUAACUCCAAGUCAAUCACACUUCUGUGAAAUCAAACUGUCCACUUAGGAAGCAACACUGAUUGACAGUACAUUGCACAUGCUGUUGUGCAAAUGGAAUAGACAACAGGUGGAAAUUAUAGGCAAUUAGCAAGACACCCCCAAUAAAGGACUGGUUUUGCAGGUGGUGACCACAGACCACUUCUCAGUUCCUAUGCUUCCUAGCUGAUGUUUUGGUCACGUUUGAGUGCUGGCGGUGCUUUCACUCUAGUGGUAGCAUGAGACGGAGUCUACAACCCACACAAGUGGCUCAGGUAGUGCAGCUCAUCCAGGAUGGCACAUCAAUGCGAGCUGUGGCAAGAAGGUUUGCUGUGUCUGUCAGCGUAGUGUCCAGAGCAUGGAGGCGCUACCAGGAGACAGGCCAGUACAUCAGGAGACGUGGAGGAGGCCGUAGCAGGGCAACAACCCAGCAGGAGGACUGCUACCUCCGCCUUUGUGCAAGGAGGAGCAGGAGGAGCACUGCCAGAGCCCUGCAAAAUGACCUCCAGCAGGCCACAAAUGUGCAUGUGUCUGCUCAAACGGUCAGAAACAGAUUCCAUGAGGGUGCUAUGAGGGCCCGACGUCCACAGGUGGGGGUUGUGCUUACAGCCCAACACCGUGCAGGACGUUUGGCAUUUGCCAGAGAACUCCAAGAUUGGCAAAUUCGCCACUGGCGCCCUGUGCUCUUCACGGAUGAAAGCAGGUUCACACUGAGCACGUGACAGACGUGACAGAGUCUGGAGAACGUUCUGCUGCCUGCAACAUCCUCCAGCAUGACCGGUUUGGCGGUGGGUCAGUCAUGGUAUGGGGUGGCAUUUCUUUGGGGGGCCGCACAGCCCUCCAUGUGCUCGCCAGAGGUAGCCUGACUGCCAUUAGGUACUGAGAUGAGAUCCUCAGACCCCUUGUGAGACCAUAUGCUGGUGCAGUUGGCCCUGGGUUCCUCCUAAUGCAAGACAAUGCUAGACCUCAUGUGGCUGGAGUGUGUCAGCAGUUCCUGCAAGAGGAAGGCAUUGAUGCUAUGGACUGGCCCGCCCGUUCCCCAGACCUGAAUCCAAUUGAGCACAUCUGGGACAUCAUGUCUCGCUCCAUCCACCAACGCCACGUUGCACCACAGACUGUCCAGGAGUUGGCGGAUGCUUUAGUCCAGGUCUGGGAGGAGAUCCCUCAGGAGACCAUCCGCCACCUCAUCAGGAGCAUGCCCAGGCGUUGUAGGGAGGUCAUACAGGCACGUGGAGGCCACACACACUACUGAGCCUCAUUUUGACUUGUUUUAAGGACAUUACAUCAAAGUUGGAUCAUCCUGUAGUGUGGUUUUCCACUUUCAUUUUGAGGGUGACUCCAAAUCCAGACCUCCAUGGGUUGAUAAAUUUGAUUUCCAUUGACAUCUUUUGUGUGAUUUUUGUUGUCAGCACAUUCAACUAUGUAAAGGAAAAAAGUAUUUAAUAAGAUUAUUUCAUUAAUUCAGAUCUGUUAUUUUAGUGUUCCCUUUAUUUUUUUGAGCAGUGUAUUUCUGUGCAUACUUUCCGUUGAAGCUUGCAUCGAUACAUGCUUUAAAAUGUGUACAAGCGGAGUACGCAUCCGAGAGGUGCCCUCCGCGCUCCAUUUCACAUACUUUGAUUUGGACUCGUACUCCGACUGGUGCAUGCUCCAAUUCGCGUGCUCAGAGCACGGUAGUAUGCAUUUUGAGAAACACCCAACAUGUCAGUUUCCACUUCAAUGUCAAAGUGCUGUAGUUGGCCAACCAUUGACACCUGCCUGGGAUAGUUCUUCCAAUAGCCCUGAUGGUAAUAAUAUGAUGUUCUGUGUAGUGACCUGUUUGCCUGUGUCUCUGUCCUUCAGUUUGCAGUGAACAUGUUCAGGACGUUGCCUCCAUCAUCCAACCCCACAGGGGCUGAGUUUGACCCCGAGGAGGAUGAGCCCACACUAGAGGCCGCGUGGCCACACCUCCAGGUAUAUGUUCGCGCACACACACGCAGUCACACACACACACACACACACACACACACACACACACACACACACACAACAAGGAAAUUAACACACGCACCGUUUCAUACCACUGAUGUGUACACCUCUGUUCCUCUUUCUCCAGCUCGUCUAUGAGUUCUUCCUCCGGUUUCUAGAGUCUCCAGACUUUCAACCAAAUGUGGCCAAGAAGUAUAUCGACCAGAAAUUUGUAAUGCAGGUAGCUAGGCACUGGUCCUUUCUCACUGGAAGUAAAGAAACAGGAUGUGAGAUUAUGUGUGUCUGUCGCCGAGUGUGUCUCCGCGUGUGCAUCUCCGCGUGUGCAUCUCUAUGCAUUUCUUUUUUGCGUGUGGUCUGUGUGUGUGUGAGAGAACAGGUGAUUUAAUGUCACUACAUGCGUUGUCUCUACAGCUAUUGGACCUGUUUGACAGUGAAGACCCCAGGGAAAGGGACUUUCUAAAGACAACUCUGCAUCGUAUCUACGGCAAGUUCCUGGGCCUGAGAGCGUACAUCAGGAAACAGAUAAAUAACAUAUUCUAUAAGUGAGUAAAUGGUCCUAAUACUGCACUAUGAAAUUGUAUUGUCAUACACUGAGUGUACAAAACAUUAAGAACACCUGCUCUUUCAUGACAUAGACUGACCAAAUGAAAGCUACGGUAUGAUCCCUUAUUUAUGUCACUUGUUAAAGACACUUCAAUCAGUGUAGAUGAAGGGGAGAGGACAGGUUAAAGAAGGAUUUUUAAGCCUUGAGACAAUUGAGGCAUGGAUUGUGUGCAAUUCAGAGGUUGAAUGGGCAAGACCAAAGAUUUAACUGCCUUUGAACAGGGUAUGGUAUUAGGUGCCAGGCGGAUCGGUUUGUCAAGAAUCACAACACUGCUGGGUAUUUCACACAACAGUUUCCCGUGUGUAUCAAGAAUGGUCCACCACCCAAAGGACAUCCAGCCAACUAGACACAACCGUGGGAAGCAUUGGAGUCAACAUGGGCCAGCAUCCCUGUGGCACGCUUUCGACACCUUGUAAAGUCCAUGCCCCGACAAAUUGAGGCUGUUUUGAGGGCGGGGGGGGGGGGGGGGGGUGCAGCUCAAUAUUAGGAAGGUGUUCUUAAUGUUCUGUACACUCAGUGUCUGAGUCGUGUCAUCAUUGGAGACACUUGACAUGACGAAUGCCAAUGUUUAAAUAUACCAUUUAUUUAACUGCUCUGUUUUGCUUUCGUGAUUUUAAAUGACAUAACUGUCAUUUCUUUCCAGGUUCAUUUAUGAAACAGAACAUCAUAACGGAAUAGCAGAGUUGUUGGAAAUAUUAGGAAGGUAUUUGAUGCUUUAAUAGUUUUUGUGCCUACAUUGUUUUGUUGUAUUGAUCAGAAGUAUUAUAUUGCUGAUCACAACCUUUUCUGCUUCUAUCUGUUUGCAGCAUAAUCAAUGGCUUUGCCUUACCGUUGAAAGAGGAGCACAAGAUUUUCCUGUUGAAAGUGUUGCUGCCUUUACACAAAGUCAAGUCCCUUAGUGUCUAUCACCCACAGGUAGCUAUCCAUAACUACCUUUGUUUUUGAAACAUAAUUCCUGUUAAUGACCGUACAGUUAAAAAAGCCUUAGGCCUGCUAUACAAUAAACCUUUUGAUUUAGGCCUAAAUGCGUUAUAGGUUGUAAUAAGCGUUCAUUACAGUUGUAUUAAGCGGUGUCGACAUGAUGGUUGUAGUUAAAAUUGCUAUUUUGUGUAUCUGUUUGUCUUUCUAGCUGGCGUACUGCGUGGUGCAGUUUCUAGAGAAGGACAGCACCCUCACUGAACCGGUAAGACAUCCCCAACGGACUGCGUGAGAUUAGUACUUUGCUCUAAUGCUGGCUUAGUGUUAAUGUGUGAAUCUUCUCCAUAGACAGUGAUGGCUCUGUUGAAGUACUGGCCAAAGACCCACAGCUCUGUGUGUGACUAGUUAGACCCACAGCUCUGUGUGUGACUAGUUAGACCCACAGCCCUGUGUGUGACUAGUUAGACCCACAGCUCUGUGUGUGACUAGUUAGACCCACAGCUCUGUGUGUGACUAGUUAGACCCACAGCUCUGUGUGUGACUAGUUAGACCCACAGCUCUGUGUGUGACUAGUUGACCCACAGCCCUGUGUGUGACUAGUUAGACCCACAGCUCUGUGUGUGACUAGUUAGACCCACAGCUCUGUGUGUGACUAGUUAGACCCACAGCCCUAUGUGUGACUAGUUAGACCCACAGCUCUGUGUGUGUGACUAGUUAGACCCACAGCUCUGUGUGACUAGUUAGACCCACAGCUCUGUGUGACUAGUUAGACCCACAGCCCUGUGUGUGACAAUUUAGACCCACAGCCCUGUGUGUGACUAGUUAGACCCACAGCUCUGUGUGUGACUAGUUAGACCCACAGCUCUGUGUGUGACUAGUUAGACCCACAGCCCUGUGUGUGACUAGUUAGACCCACAGCUCUGUGUGACUAGUUAGACCCACAGCCCUGUGUGUGACUAGUUAGACCCACAGCCCUGUGUGUGACUAGUUAGACCCACAGCCCUGUGUGUGACUAGUUAGACCCACAGCCAUGUGUGUGACUAGUUAGACCCACAGCUCUGUGUGUGACUAGUUUAGACCCACAGCCCUGUGUGUGACUAGUUAGACCCACAGCUCUGUGUGUGACUAGUUAGACCCACAGCCCUGUGUGUGACUAGUUAGACCCACAGCUCUGUGUGUGACUAGUUAGACCCACAGCUCUGUGUGUGUGACUAGUUAGACCCACAGCCCUGUGUGUGACUAGUUGACCCACAUCCCUGUGUGUGUGACUAGUUAGACCCACAGCUCUGUGUGUGUGACUAGUUAGACCCACAGCUCUGUGUGUGUGACUAGUUAGACCCACAGCUCUGUGUGUGUGACUAGUUAGACCCACAGCUCUGUGUGUGUGACUAGUUAGUUCAAUAUUAAUGUAUGGCUCUAAUCUUCUCUCCUAUAGACAGUGAUGGCUCUGUUGAAGUACUGGCCAAAGACCCACAGUCCAAAGGAGGUGAUGUUCCUCAAUGAGCUGGAGGAAAUCCUGGACGUCAUCGAACCCUCUGAGUUCGUCAAGGUCAUGGAGCCUCUCUUCAGACAGCUGGCCAAGUGUGUGUCCAGCCCUCACUUCCAGGUGUGUGUUUGCUCUGGUUGAACUCAAGCAGAGUGUGUGUGUGUGUGUGUGCGUGAGCGCGUUGCACAUAUGUGUAUGUAGUGCCUGUCCAUGCUUGUGUGUGUGGUUCUGUGCUAUGUUGAAACCUGACUAGGCAUCCCUGUCUCCUUAUGUGUGUGUCAGGUUGCAGAGAGAGCGCUGUACUACUGGAACAACGAGUACAUCAUGAGUCUGAUCAGUGACAACGCUGCCAGGAUCCUCCCUAUCAUGUUCCCCUCGCUCUACCUCAACUCCAAGACCCACUGGAACAAGUGAGCCACUCAACUACCUACUGCUAUGGAGCAGACUCUCUUCCCUCUCUGUUUACUGCCCUGUGAUAGGGAAGUUAACAACACGUUUGUUUUAUUGUUAUGCACUCCUGGGUCCAUAUGUAUCGUUAAUGUGUGUGUGUGUGUGCAGGACGAUCCAUGGUCUGAUAUACAAUGCCCUGAAGCUCUUCAUGGAGAUGAACCAGAAGCUGUUUGAUGACUGCACACAGCAGUUCAGAACAGAGAAGAACAAGUAAAACUCCUUUACCUCUAAACACACACACUGAAUAACAUAUUUGUCAUAACUGUUCAUUCAUUCGCAACGUCCACCCACAGUUUCAUUCUAUGUCUGUCUCCACUUAGCAGAUUUAAUCUUGAAAUGACUCUGAAAUGACUGUUCUGCUGUCGUCUGAUCUCUGUUCCGCUGUCGUUGUCUGAUCUCUGUUCCGCUGUCAUUGUGUGAUGACUGUUGAUCCACUGUUGUUGUGAUGUCUGUUCCCCUGUCACCCUAAACCUGGCGUUGUGUGUGUGUUUGUGCAGAGAGAAGGCCAAGUGGAAAGAGAGAGAAGAGGCGUGGGUGAAGAUUGAGAAUCUGGCCAAGUCCAACCCUCAGGUGAGCUCUAAGCAUCACUCCUCGUGUGUGUGUGUUACUCCAGCCCUGUUGUCUCUUGCGCUCUCAACCAUUUUACAUUUUAGUCAUUUAGCAGACACUCUUAUCCAGAGCAACUUACAGUAGUGAGUGCAUACAUUUUCGUACUGGUCCCCCGUGGGAAUCGAACCCACAACCCUGGAGUUGCAAGUGCCAUUCUCUACCAACUGAGCCACAAGGGAUCAACCCAGUAGUAUUGCCGCUAGUCCUCCACCACAGGACAGCCCAGGCAGCACCAAAUAGGUAGGUGUAUUCUAUGGCUGUUCUGUGUCUAUGGCUGUUCUGUGUCUAUGGCUCAGAGCCCAACAACAACCUCCCAGCAGAACCUGACACACAGCUAAGGCAGGAAAUCAUCUCUGACUCAUCAUCAUGGAUUUGACCAAAUUAUCUAAAAGGGUAUAUAAUUAUCUUUGGUUCUGGGAGUCCCUCACCUCUCUCUGGCUGGGUUUACUUCCUGGUGUGUCAUUAUAAUCCUCCCCCCUCUCUCUCUCUCUUGCUGUGUUUAGUUCCUGGUGUACGUGGACCCGUCAGACUUGGGUAGUCCUAUGGAGACAGACGGACCAAUGAUGGAGGAUGUUAACAUCUUGAAGAAGACUAUAGAGGAAGAAGCCACACAGGUACUGUGUGUUGUUGGUACAAGGGUGUGUAAUGUGUGUGUGUGUAUCUGUUGGCAGGCGGGCUAGCAUGCUAUUCCUCUGUCGUCCUCCAUGCUGUCAGUCAGUGCAUUGCAUCUAAGCUAACAUAUGGAAUUGCUUUAAGAUGGUCAUACCAAGGAUCAUUUAGCUAUUAGAUUUUUUAUUUUAAGGCCCCUGAAGGUAUAAAAAAAAUAUAUAUAAAAAAAUGAUUUGGCUUUACUGCUAUUAGCCAAUAGAAACGGAUUGAAUAGCAGAUUCAUUGGCACAACAGAUAGUAAAAGUUAGUUUUUUGCAUGUAUUUAUCACCUUAUUUUAGGCACUAAACUAUCUCCAUAUAUAUACUGACAUAAUUUUUCUUAACUGGUACCGGGGACAUUCUGAUGAGGCUUGUGGGCGAGAGUCUCAGCUGUCCACAGAUUGGUCAUAUUAGUGUGUAGCCCAAACCGUUCGGUCACUGCAGACAGAAGUUGGCAGAAGAGGCUGUACCGACUUCAGACGAGUCUUGUGAGGCUUGUGGGCUACCUAGAGCAAAACGGGAAAAUACAUAGUUUUUGUGAGUCAUCUUUCAAUAGUGGUCAUAAUACUUUGUAGGCCAAAGUGUUCAGACGUUUUUUGUGAAAAUAAAGAUUUUUGGGAUGUCUCAUGGUCUGACAAACACCGCUCUAGCUCUGCCACCUUUCACCGCAGAUGCGGAAGGGCGAUAUCGGCCGCUGCGGUAUUUUGAGACGCAGCCCAUGCAAAAAAACGUAUCUCUAGCUUAAACAGACGGGGGCGCAGAAAUUGUAGGCUAAGGGUUAAAAGACUGGUCGAGACAGACGUGUACGAACAGGAGCAGUGUAGCAUGGGUAGGAGUAGAAGUGUGUCACUCACAGCCCUCUCCUGACCCUGUCCCUCUCCUCUCACCUACUGCCCAGGCUGUGUCAUAAAUGAGCCCUAUGGGCCCUGGUCCAAAGUAGUGCACAACAUAGGGAAUAGGGUGCCAUUUGGGACGCAGCCUGGGCUGUAGAGGAGAGGGUCAGGGAUAGGGCUGUGAGUGAUGUACUUAUUAACAGGAUCAGAUGUCUAUAGGCAGGCUCACAUUUCUAAGGCAGGGGAGAGCUGACAGUAAUGAAUACUAGAGUGUAUACUUCAGUGUACACUCUACAGCAUAAUGUACAUUUCAUACCGGACUACUAAAUGGCUAGGACAUGAUGGAUUGGGCUUAGUUGGCUAUACAAUAUGAAGCACUUUGAGUUGUGAUCUAGUCAAGACGUGAUAGACCUAGUUAAACAUUUGUUUAGGGGGAUAAGCUCUCUGGAUGUGUAACUGUUCCCCCAUAUCUUGGAGCAGAGGAUGUGUGAUCAGUCUAAUGUCUCGAUAAGGCCAGGCAUCAUCUCUAGCGAUCAAACAACUGGAGGUCAUUCAUUAUCAAAGUUGGGAGCGGGAAACGAGGAUAUACCAUAGUGCCCACAAAGCUCAUCACUAAGCUAAGGACCCUGGUACUGAACACCUCCCUCUGCAACUGGAUCCUGGACUUCCUGACGGGCUGCCCCAAGGUGGUAAGGGUAGGCAACAACAAAUCUACCACGCUGAUCCUCAACACAGGAGUGCGUGCGUAGUCCCGUCCUGUACUCCUUGUUCACCCACGACUACGUGGCCAAGCACAACUCCAACACCAUCAUUAAGUUUGCUGACGACACAACGGUGGUAGGCGUGAUCACCGACAACGAUGAGACAUCCUAUAGGGAGGAGGUGGGAGACCUGGCAGUGUGGUGCCUGGAAAACAACCUCUCCCUCAACGUGAGCAAGACAAAGGAGCUGAUCGUUGGCUACAGGAAAAGGAGGGCUGAACACGCCCCCAUUCACAUCGAAGGGGCUGUAGUGGAGCGGGUCGAGAGUUUCAAGUUCCUUGGUGUCCACAUCACCAACAAACUAUAAUGGUCCAAACACACCAAGACAGUCGUGAAGAGGGCACGACAACACCUUUUCCCCCUCAGGAGACUGAAAAGAUUUGGCAUGGGUCCCCAGAUCCUCAAAGUUCUACAGCUGCACCAUCGAGAGCCUCCUGACCGGUUGCAUCACUACCUGGUAUGGCAACUGCUCGGCAUUCGACCGUAAGGCGCUACAGAGGGUAGUGUGUAUGGCCCAGUACAUCAUUGGGGCUAAGCUUCCUGCCAUCCAGGACCUAUAUACUAGGUGGUGUCAGAUGAAGGCCCAAAAUAUUGUCAACGACUCCAGUCACCCAAGUCAUAGACUGUUCUCUCUGCUACUGCACGGCAAACGGUACUGGUGCACCAAGUCUAGGUCCAAAAGGCUCCUUAACAGCCCUAAGACUGCUCAACAAUUAAUCAAAUGGCCACCGGGACUAUUAACUCGCUGUGUAUUAUCUAUGCAUAGUCACUUUACCCCUACCUACAUGUACAAAUUACCUCAACUAACCUGUACCCCUGCACAUUGAUUCGGUACCAGUACCCCCUGUAUAUAGCCUCGUUAUUGUUAUUUUAUUGUUACUUUAGUUUAUUUAGUAAAUAUGUUCUUAAUUAUAUUUCUUGAACUGCAUUGUUUUAUUAAGGGCUUGUAAGUAAGCCCUGUUGUAUUCGGCUUGUGACAAAUAAAAUUUGAUUUAGCUACUUAGCUGGGAUCCUUAAUGGUGAAACAGUUAUGUCCGUUUGGGAUAUUACAACAACAAAGAAGUUACUGCAAACAAAGAACCAGUAAUUGUUUUUCCUCUGACAUCACUGCAUGUGCAAUAGAACAGCAUAUUUUUUAGUUUUUGGUAUGACUGGAGCGUAACUGUUAUCCCUCUCCCCCCGAUAGCUCCAGAGGAACGAGCGUAAGGAGCGUCCGCUGGUCAGGAGGAAGUCUGAGCUGCCUCAGGACAUCUCCACCGUCAAGGCCCUGGAGACUCACCGGAGGGCUGAGGACAUGGUCACACCACACGAUGGACACUAGAGACCACACACACACACAGUACAGACACACACACACACACGCAGUACAGACAGUCAGACAUACACAGACACAUACUGACAGACCGACACCACAUACUGACAGACAGACCAGCCCCCAGAGGCCCAGCACAGACAAGGUCCAGACCAGAAUAGAACAAAACAGAAUGGCCUAGCUGAAAGAAGCUGCAGCUCAAACAACUCUGCCCAGUCCAACUAUGAAUUGAUCCCCAGUCCGAUCAAGCCCUGCCCAGAGAUGUCAAUGGCACAGGACAGUAUGGCACGACCACCAAACGUGACAUUGUUUCUCUCUCAAAAGCUUUCUAGAGUGCAGUGAUGUUCCCUUCUAGUCAUUUCUCUCAGGUCUUCUGUUCUUGUUUUAAUUUGUUGGUUUCUUUCUGUUAUUUUUCUCUCAUUCUAGAUGUUAUGUGCAAUAGGACUGGCAGACAGACAUGUAUUAUAGAUGCAUACUGUACGUAACAGGCGAAGGAAGAAGCAGUUUUGUCUUCUCUCUCAGCAUAGAGAGGAAUGCACAGUACUUCUCUCUCACCUGUUUAUUCUUAGUUGCCUAGUUACAGCUGCUAUUGCCAUAAGCUUCAUCUUUCUCUCUUUGUUUCUUGUGUUCUGCUAGGAUUGAUUUGAUAGGAGGUGAAGUAUUGGGGACCGUCAAAAGACGUUGUUGUAAUAAAGUUGUGUGGCUCUAAACGUGUUGGCCUGAGUGAAAGGGGGGUUCUUCUGUCCUCCACUGGACGUCAGCUGGUCUGUACAAACCUAGUUUGGUGCCAACCUCACUCUUGCUUUUUUUCUUUGCUUUUUUUAACUUAUCCACCCAUUUUUAGCUGUAUGAUAUUGUAGGCAAUAAGUUGUCCCAGGUUUCAGUGUGUGUGUGUGGUUGGUUCAAACAAUGGUUAAUGGUUUUCUAAGACUGAGGGCACAGCACAUCAAUGGUUUUCUGGAUCCAUUGGAGUUUACUGUCCAUGUGAACACGUCAAUCCCCAUUCCCUGUCAGUCUGUUUUUGUCUUUGUUCAUAAUCAGUAUCGAUCAAUAUAUCGAAGUCCUGUCAUGUUAGUGUUGUGAAAAUUCUGAGGUCUAUGUUCUAGUUCAGUGUUUACAGACUCCUGUUGAGCUUUAGUGUGUGAGUGGGAGGAGACGAGAGGAGCUGUACUGGGCUACACACAGAGGAAUACUACUCUUCAUAACCAAGACCCCUCUCUUUCUGAUGUUGCUUUUAAGUAGUAGCCUAGUUCAGUCAUAUAAAGACCAUUCUGUCUGUAGUCAGUCAAAAUUGAACACAAGCCUUUCCUUUCAUAGUGCCUUUAUUGUACAAGCUUCUAAACUGAGAAUAGAAUAGCAGCGUUAUGUGAAUGCCAAACCAUGUUCAAUUUAGCAUUAGCUUCCCAACAGACCAGAAAGAGGCACGUAGACACACACCCAGAGUAUUCAGUAUGUAUUUAGGGCCGUGUCGAGUGUAAAACGCAUACCAGCUGUUUUGUUAAAUCUACAAAGCAGAUCAAUGAUUGUUGUCAAGCUAGAGAGGAGUGGAGAAGCCCCAAAGACUUAACAUAGAAGCACUUCCUGAUAAAACUUGAAUAAAAACACAAGAUCCAAAAUGAGUUGAAAUCAUUUGUGCUGUCUGGUCUGUUUUAGUUCUAAUGAAAAACGUGUAGAGAAGGAUGCUCCCCAUUCAACCUGAUCUUAUUCCCCCUGUUCCAUUUAGGAUGUGUCCCAAAUGGCAUCUUAUUCCCCUAGAGCCCUAUGGACCGUGGUCAAAAGAAGUGCACUAUAUAGGAAAUAGUGUGCCAUUUGAGACACAACAAGAGUAUUGAUGUGACGUGUAUGUGAUACAACACCAUUGUUUGAGCCCCCAGACAUACAUGCACUCUGGCUGUAUCCCUGUAGAGAAGCUCUCUGUGUGUGUGUGUGUGUGCACGCGACACUGCUUCUGGAUGUGUGCAGGGUCUUUUCCAUUGCCUGCAAAAACUCUGAUGUUCAGAUUGAAUGUGCAAGUUGUAAAUAUGCUACUAUUACUACCAUGAUCACAUUGUUUUGCUGUCUCUUUCUAGAUUAUUUUCUUUGUCUUAAAGAAUAACAUUCACCAUUCAUUUAUCCCCCCCCCCCCCCCCCCCCAAACUAUUUUGUUGUAAAAUUACUAAAAGUAAGAAUAGAGUGCUUUAUAGAUGGCACAAACAAAACUGGAUUGCAGCAGGGUUGGGUCAAUUUAGGAAGUAAUCUGAAAUACCAAUUUUCCUCAUUGCUUCUCAGAGGAGUAUUGGAAUUUCAGUUGACUGAAUGUAAAUGGAUACCUGGCUGUUCCCAGUGUCCUGAGAGCAGAGAGGACUCUGUUGGUGAUUGUUGUUCUUCAUCAAAUUGCUUUAAUAUUUUAGCUUCUUUGGCGCCCUCUUCAUUUUACAUAUGGUUUUGUUUUCUUUGAAAAGAAUGAUUCUGAAAGUGUCUUUUGGUAUACACCCUGUAUUAUAAUUGCCUCAUCUAAUAUUGUACAUAUAAUGUACUUUUAUUUUAUGUUAUAGCUAUUACAUGGUAGAUGUCAUAUUUUGUACAGAAUGCCCCCUGUGUACAGGAACAGGUUAUUAGCUAUGACAGUUGGGAUGUGGCACAGACUUCAACGCAAAACAUGACCUAUAUGCAUUUAGAACCGUUUAGAAUUUGGAUUCUACAAUUUUUUAUCGAUUUGUAAUUCAACAUUUUGUUUGUUUCAGCAUUUAAAAGUAUGUGAUGAGAUCCUACAUACAUUAGCAUUGUGUGUGUGUGCUUUUAUCCAAAAUCUCCAGUGGUGUACAUCUAUCUAGCUGAAUAUGGUAAAUAAAGAGAACAUGUGAGUUUUUAUAUUUUCAUCCUAGAACAGGGAUAGAGUGCUUUCAUGAUUUGCCUCAUUCCUCCUUGCCUACCCUUGGAAGCCCGUGUGAAGAGAUUUGGAAGGAUGGCCACGUGAGACUACUCCUUGAUGAACUGUGUCCCCCUAUCCCUCUUAUUUAGUUCUGUAUCCAUGGUCACAGAUCACUUAUCAAGGUUUCAGACUCCUCUCCAUCACAGUCUGGAGAUUGCCUUUAUGACUAGCCUACUAUAUCUCCACAUAAUAACACAUCACCCCUGAGAGAAUAUUAACAUUUAGCAGAAGCUUGUUUUUUAAUAUGUUUUACAGUAAAAGGCAUAAACUGACUUAUACCCGAAAACGUUUUUAUAGAGGUACUGACUAACGCAGAGUAAACUAUAAAAAAUAAAGUUGUGAACACUAAUUAUGCUCCCAAACAUUUAAUAGUUAUUUCCUUUGAUACUUUAUGCAAACGAUACCGAUUGCAUUAACGGCAGAGCUGUUUUAUUGACUGUUCCAAUAUCUAGCGUACAAUUUAGAAAUAACCUAUUAACAUGAUGUAGGUAAAGUCUGCAGGUAUAAUGCAUAAUAUUUUGUGGAUAAAAAUGGGGUUUAGGUGGUGGGUGUGGUCAAUGGUGCAGUCGCUGACCUAAAAAUGUAGUGGCUCCUGUUGGCCACAGUGACCAAAUUAGCUGUUUUAAAGCUAAUUUCUUGCAAUUCAACACAUUUUGCCAUGUAGCGGAAAUAAAAUGUUGCAGUUUUAAAGCACAUUUUUUCCUUCAAUUCUACGCAUUUGGCCAUUGCUUAUGCUAUCUGAGUGACUCAAACAUAAAAUUAAUGGGUGCCACAUGCCAUGACACAAAUACUCCUGAAUAACUAGGUUUCCAUCCAGUUGGCAACAGAUUUUAAUGUUAAUAUUCUAAAAUAUACAUAAAAACAAUAUGCACAUUUUCCCACCAGAGAGGUUUCCAUCAUGUUGCAGAUAAAAGGCUGUGCGUGGUGACGUAGUGCACAUGAAAAUACCUUUUUGCGGUUAAAUUCCCAUGUACCGAAUAAAAAAUAAAAGUUUAAUGGGUUUAUUAUGAGAUUAUUAUGGACAAAAGAGCAAGAUUAUUAUUAUUAAACGGCAGCCAAUCCUCGAUCAUGUCACCGUAAUAAGACCCUCGAUAUUUAUUGGAAAGGAGCAUCGAGCUCAUCACCUUGCACUUUCACGACCCGGUGAAGUUCAUAACUUAUUUAAUGUGUAACCUAAUAAACUGCAUGCUUUCCUGACGAGUCGUAGUGGGAGGACCACAUAACCUGUCAUCGCGUGACUCCAAGUUUACUUCGAUAUGAUGGUUAUUAUAUCAUAUUUGAGCAUAAGAGCGUUUCCGCUGACAUUUUUCGCAUAAUUAAUUUUACCGACACAAAAAGAUUCCAACUUGUCUACCGUAUUUUGUUUUGUCGACAUUUGGAAAGUUUACCGGAAAAUGUUCUGUUUCCACCAGGCCUAUCAUGUCAUUUUUUUUAUCCGACGUAUUUUUGCCAGCAGCAUAUCACCCUGCAUCCCACUGCUGGUUUACCUCUGAAGCUAAGCAGUGUCGGUUGUGUUCGGUCCCUGGAUGGGAGACCAGAUGCUGCUGGAAGUGGUGCUGGACGGCCAGUAGGAGGCACUCUUUCUGGUCUAAAAAAAAUAUCCCAAUGCUGCAGGGCUGUGAUUGGGAACAUUGCCCUGUGUAGGGGAUGUUAAAUGGUUGUCCUGACUCUGUGGUCAUCUAAAGAUCCCAUGCCACUUAUUGUUAGAGUAGGGGUGUUAACCCUGGUAUCCUGGCUAAACUCCCAAUCUGGCCCUCAUACCAUCAUGGCCACCUAAUCAUCCCCAGCUUCCAAUUGGCUAAUUCAUCUCCUGUGUAACUAUUCCCCAGGUUGUUGCUGUAAAUGAGAAUGUGGUCUCAGUCAACUUAACCUGGUAAAAAAAAGUACUCUCAUAAAAAUGUUUGAUGCCUAACUUUUAGAUUCUCCCUGACUGUCUAGCUUUUCUACAUACUUUAUAUCUGAUUUUAGUUGUUUAAGUUUACACUGAAAACAUUUUUUCAUCCCGAAAAUUAUUUUCUACUAAUAAUAAAUACAAUAAUUUAAUAGUUUGACAGGCUUCCCGGCAAAAAACUUUGGUGGCAUGCCCAAUACUUUUCUAUGCAGAACAAACCCUGAUGCAGUUAUAAUGUAUUAUGAUGCAGUCAUAAUGCAUUGUAUGACUUUAUUAGCAUGUAUGACCCCCUUAUGUUUUGUCUCAUUGUCAUGAGUAUAUUGGAACGUAGACAACGUAGUCGCCUGUCUUUAAAAAAAAUAAAAAUAUUACACCACCUACGAUGUCCAAAAGGAAGGAAGCAACAAGUUUUUUCCAAGCAUUGAAACCGGGCCCCAGGAUCAAGCUCCCAGACUAGAGCAUCCUAUUGUAACCCUCUGCUACCGUCUUGUGGUUUAAAAUGGUCACUUCUUUAUUCACACAGCACCAGAAAUCAAAUACAAGUAACAAGGAAUCUUUAGAUCAUAGUGAACCAGUGACAAUCUGAAGAGAUUUGCUACUCUGGCAUUUGAAGUACUAGACAAGAGGCCAGUUGCAUAAAACUGAUUGGAGCUGUCGGGGGUCUUGUUAUUGCUUUGAAAUACUAUUCAAAAUUUUGUUAGCCUGUUGCAUAAAUGGGAUGACCUACUGACAGACGAGGACCUAGGCAAAGUCUGGGGACUUAGUUUACACAUUUGAACCAGACCAGGGUCAAAUUCAUAUGUCAAAUACUCCAAUGUUGAGAUUAGUCCAGAUUAAAGUCUGUUCACUGACACAUUGGGGAAGACUUCUCUUGCAGGUUAGUUACAGCAUAUUGUUAAUAAUAAUUUGGUGGGUGCUUAUAUUUGUUAUAUUUCACACAUGUACAAGUGUGUAUUAUACGCAUAUGUGAAUUGGAAAUGUUUUGCAUAUCCCAACUCCCCCUGAGACACCCUUGGAGAGUGGAGCCACAGCCAGGGUCAGUCAUAAUACCCACCAGAGGAUGAAAUUGUCUUGAAAAAUGUUGACAGCAAUCAGGACAAAAUAUGUACCCUGACAUCUGCUUUAGGGAGCGGUAAAUCGGUGGCCAAUGAUGGUUGCAAUUGAGCAAUCAGCUAUGUGGGUGAUUUUAGCAUGUAUUGAUGGUUUAGCGACAGAUUACCUUGUGUUCGAACUUCGAAUGCUGGCCAUUGCUCGUUACAAUAGGCCAGCGUUGUCUACAAGCUUGAUCGGAUUGAAUUCCGGCCUAUUUUAUGUUGGGUUAUGUUAUGUUAUAUAUAGUAUAUUAGAUAUGAUGUGAUCCAACAGAAGACAUUAAGAGGAAACUCUAAUCAAAUAUGAAACUUAAUUUUGCAGGAAGGCCUUGUGCAGGCCCUAUCUAUUUUGAAACUCACCUCACAGGCUACGUCCCAAUGUCCAUAGCAUACCAAGUCUUAAUGUAUGCCCAAUACAUGACCUCUUAAAUGGUGUUCUAGUGCAUUGUCUUACAUCAGAUUCCGCCUGCACUGAGGGACGAGCCUCAUGCAUGAGUGACGCCACCUGACAAUGAUUCCAGUGUGGAUAUUGGACCAGAGCCUCACAGUACCAAGAGGCCAAACCUCUAACCUUAUUAGUUGUUAUCCACCAAUAUAAGCUUCCAGGGCUGCGUCCCAAUUGGCAACCUAUUCCCUAUUUAGUGCACUAUCUUUGACCAGGGUCCAUAGGGCUCUGGGCAAAAGGGGUGCACUGUAUAGUGAAUGCGGUGCCAUUUGGAACGCACAGCUAGAUGAGGUAAGUGUAUUUCUGGGCUGUGCUGUCUAGCUGGUGGUGUAGUGGGCCAAUUGGCCACACAGUGCCAGCCCCUGACUGUUAAUUGGUUGUUCCGGGGUCAUGCAGUUCUCCAGCGACUUAGAGAGCAGAUGGGGCUGACUGUCGCAUGGCGGCCGCCCCUCCUAGGCACCCCUGCUGAGCCCUGCUCUGCUCUGGUCCCACACCAUCCAUCCAUCCAACACACGGACCGACACGCUCAGCCGCUCAGGGAAUCAUGUCUAUAAUGAAUAUGCUCAAUCAACGCCAUGAUCCUUAUCAGGAUAAUAACAAUGAUUAUUGUGAUGAUGAUGGUGAUGAUGGUGGAUAUGGUUAUGAUGAUGAUACAUACAGUAAUUCUUCAUUUCGUUGUCUGGUGGUAACCUAGUCAGAAUAUACUUCCAUAUUGUGUCGUAAUAGACAGUGUGGAUCACUCCCAGUUAGAACAACAUUAGCCACAGGCUAACCUCAGUCUGUGCCAUAAUCAUUCCUUUAUGUAAGUGAAAAGAGUGUCCGCAUUUGACCCUUUGGAGGUGUUUAUUAAAAACAAACAAUUAGCUUUAUCAUCGACACAUUGCUUGCCAUUUAUCCCAAAACAAAUGUUCUCUUUGAGGAAUCUGAGACGUGGGAAAAUAUGUCAACGGCUGGUUGUCUAAAUGAGUAUUUUUCUCUGUCUCUCUCUCUCUCUCUCUGGCUCCCUCUUUCUCUCUGGCUUCCUCUUUCUCUCUCUCUCCCUGUAGUUACCCUCCCUCAUUCCUCUCUCGCUCUUUCUAUCUUUCUCUCUGUCUCUCAGAUGAGGUCGUUGAGUUCGUUGAAUGUUUUCGCCUUGCUUUGUGUAGGCUACCAGAGAGUUUCAGAGAGGAUAUACUAGCUGUGUGCAUGUUGUCCUGUAUACCCCCUCUAUCUCCAGUGUUAAAUAUUGCUACUGCGGCGCUACCCCAGGUCUCUGUAUCCAAAAACAUCUUAUCACGACAGGAUGGUGUCAGCUACUAUUGCCAUGGAAACACGGCUUAGAACUUUUAAGGGACCCCAUUGUGAUUGUGUCCAAUCAUAUUUUAGGAAAAGCAUUCGACAAUGAGCAUUACUUUCGUAGCAAUGUCUGUGUUCCUCCCCGCCUCUCUAUGACUCAGCACCCCUCUCCAGCAGCUUGUGGAUGAAUGGGAGAUGGAGGGAAGACUGAGGGGGCCAGCUACCCAGGAAAGAGCUACUGAGGACCAGGAAGCUGACUCACACUGCUCUGGGGGUCUGGAGCAGCAUGGAUGUGACUCCCUCUCUUUUAAUUUUCAAAGUCUAUCUCUGUCUUUGUCUCUCUCUUUUCAUGUAUCUGUCUCUAUCCAUCUCUCUCUUGCACAAACAUUCUCUCCCUACCUCUAUCCUUCCCGCCUCUACCUCGUAGAGCUAGAACUCAGUAUAGAAGCAGCGAGUGACUCCAUCAUAAAGAGAUGAGGCCCUCAGCUGUGCUGCUUCGUAGAGAGGGAUACGUUUGUUUUCCCUGACCUAUUUUCUUUCUGUUCCCUUUGUCAUGGGACCAUGCGACUCACUCACCACCAAAACAGCUCUCUCUGUGGUCAGCAGACUGACUGGAGUGGUGAGGCAGCAGGCAGGGCCAGGGAGGGUGAGAGACAGGCAGACAGAUGGGAGGAGAGGGGGAGGAAGAGAGACGGAUGGAGAAAGAGUGAGAAGGAGAGAAAGUGGGAGAGUGAGAAAAAGAGAGCGAGGGAGAGGUAUGCAGUUAUGACACUGAAAGGGGCGUGAAUCGAUCUACCCAGAGAGGGAGAGAAAAACAGGGAGAAGGAUGGUGAAAAAAAAGGUAGAGCAAAAUAAAAAUAUAAAGAGAGGGGAAAGAGCGAGUGCGCGAAUGAGUGGCUUUAAGCGACAUACCUAGUUUAGGAUACUCUACUUCACCCUGUGCUGCUCUCCUACUUUAAUAAUUAACCACAUUUGUCAGAGAACAUAAAAGUUAGCCAGAAAAGAAAGGAAAUAAUAUAAUAAGUCUUUAAUGGUGCAGGAGAAAGGGCCUUCACUCAGAUCAGGGGUUAUGUAGGCUCCACUCUUCAUUAAAACACACAUCAAGUUAAAUUGACCCUGAAGAGGGUAGAGAGGGAUGCAGAAAUAAACAGAGGGAGGGGGAAAGAGAUAGAAAGAAGAUAAACAAACAAACAAACAAACAAAUAAUGAGAGAGGUAAAGAGAGAGAUGGUGAUAGAACGACAGACAUGGACACAAUCAGAACAAAAGAGAAAGGGAGAGUGCCCAGCAUUGACUUAAUAUGAGACAAGAACCUUGAGACUGGCUGGCUGUUUUUACCCUGUCUGCUUUUGGUCCAGCCUAGAACCAUAACACAAGAUGUCUGCUGAAGCUACAGGAGUCCGUCACACUUUACCAAAGCUUCUUUGUCUCCAUAUUGAAUAAAAUAGGCUGUAAAUUCAGAAACAGGCUUCAAAUGGUUAUUCAGACUCGGAAAUCAGUAGCCUACCUUAUUUCAAUUAACUAUGCCUUUAACAAAUAAAUGCAUUAACCAGUAACAAACAUUUCUGUCAGCUACUGUAUGCAUUUAGCAUCUUAAAGAGGUUGUAGUUACUGCUAACAGGUUUUUACCAGAUGAAGAUAUAGGGCUGAUGUUGGUGAUGUUUUGUUCUGUCCUGAAGGGAGGGCUAAAUAGCUACUAAUCGGCCAUGAAGGAAGUUGUUGUGAAGGCCACACAGGGAAAGGACAAUGGAUGGAAAGUUGGCACAGUUAAUUGGUUUGUGAAUCUGCCUUUAGGUGUUCGGAUGGUACUCUAUGAACUCGGUUUAAACUCAGAGUUCACCCUAGACAAAAAGAAAGCUGCCUGCGAUAGGCUAGACUUACAAUUCUCACCUUGUCUUUUCCCUUCAGAAAGAGAGUGCCACUUGGCCCUGAAAAUAAAAACGACGGCUCAGCUGUGUUCUAGUCUAGUUCUUGAAAAUAGAAUGGAUAAUUUACUCCUAAUUUCCUUGGAAAUGUUCACUGGGAAAUGUUUAUUGAUCAGAGCUGACUGGGUUAAUGAAUGUCGUGGCAUCUUGGCUCCCUAAUUUUGUUAGCUCCCUAACUAUCCAAGAAAGGAAGAGAGAUACAUUCCUGUAGUAUUACAACAGGCUCAUUGUCUGUAACUGCUCUGUGACUUUGUACAUUGUAAUUACAAAGUAAUAGGGCAUCAUUUUGACAAAGUACCGUUUUUAGUGACCACCACUGGGCAAAAACUGGUUGAAUCAGCAUUGUGUCCACGUCAUUUCAACCCCAAAAAUAAAUGUGUUGACGAUGAAUCAACGAGGAAAACUGAUCGGAUUUGCAAAAAGUCAUCAACCUAAGGGUAUUCCGUCUUUUUUCCCCCAAACCUAAAUCCAAUGACAUGGUGAAAUGUUUUGUUGAUUUCACGUUGAAUUCACAUUAGUUGACAACUCAACCAAAUGUAAAUCAAAACUAGAUGUUGAACUGAUGUCUGUGCCCAGUGGGUAUGCUGUUGUUAAUUAGAACCCUCUUACUUCUUAAUAGGAGAAGAUGCAACUUCCAGGAACUCUGCUAUCUUGAUUGGCUCUCCUGUGUCUUCCAGGAGCAGAGAGCACUUCUGUGAUUGAUGGGUAUUUUCUGGCUGAACUCUUUCCCAGGAACCAUCUUAAAGAUUGA
This is a messenger RNA of Coregonus sp. 'balchen', 26674 nucleotides long. The record is from the annotation of a GenBank genome assembly. Lineage: Eukaryota; Metazoa; Chordata; Actinopteri; Salmoniformes; Salmonidae.